UCUACGGCUUUCAGCCUCAUCGGGGUUUUUUUUUUCUAAAAAGAUUCCUCAAAUCACAUGAAGCUAACUAUGCAGAGAAGAAAAAAAGAAAUAGAGGCGUAUCAACAAUUGGCAGAAACUACUGAGACGUGAGAUAACUCUGGCAGGUGGAGACAUGCACAGACAUGGUGAAGUCUAAGCAUGCAGAUAAGUUGUGUUAUGCCCACGCCCAGCUCAGACACAAUACAGCUUCGGAGAGUUACAGAAGCACUGGAUCCCUGGGAAGCUCCCUUCAAAAAAUCUUCGCUAUGUUCCUUGCUAAAGCUUUGCUGAGCGGAGGAAGUGGUAGUGGUCGUGGAGGGACCCUUGCACGUGGCCUUGGAGGUCUCCUAACAGGAGGUGGACAUGGAGGGAAUCUUGGCGGAAUUGUUGGAGGUCUUGUCAAUCUUAUAAGUGAAGCAGCAGCUCAGUACAAUCCGGAGCCACCUCCACCUCCUCACAAUCAUUUUAUGAAUGUGGAAGCUUAUGAGAGUGAGGAGAUCAGACAGUUUCGUCGCCUUUUUGUCCAGCUGGCUGGAGAUGAUAUGGAAGUGUGUGCCACAGAGCUAAGGGACAUCCUGAACAAAGUUGUUUCCAGACAUCAAGACUUGAAGACAGAUGGCUUCAGCUUAGACACAUGCCGUAGCAUGGUAGCUGUCAUGGACAGUGAUACAAAUGGCAAACUGGGCUUUGAAGAGUUUAAGUAUCUGUGGAACAACAUCAAGAAAUGGCAAUGUGUAUACAAGCAGUAUGAUACUGAUCAGUCAGGCACUGUUGGGAGAGCUCAGCUGCCCAACGCCUUGAAGGCUGCAGGGUUCCACCUGAAUGAAGAACUCUGCCAGGUAAUCGUGCGCAGGUAUGCCGAUGAGGACGGUACCAUGGAUUUCAACAACUUCAUUAGCUGCUUGGUACGACUGGACAGCAUGUUCCGGGCCUUCAAGUCCCUGGACCAAGAUGGAGAUGGACAGAUCAAAGUGAACAUUGAAGACUGGCUGCAGCUGACCAUGUAUUCAUGAAGGCAUAGAGAAGAAUAAGCUUUGUCUGGGAGAUAUACAUGGAAGACUACAAUCCUGGAGAACUGUAGUCUUUUCCUUGUUCUAAGGCAGAUGUAGCUAACAGUAGAUAGCUCAGCUUAAAGUGUUGUGAUUCCUCUUGUGCAUGCAUUAGUCUGCUUUUCUGAACGGUUUGUGUAAGUUGUCAGUUGGAUAGCUGCGUAAGUCUGUCUCGGAAAACCAUCUCUAGACUCUGAAGAGAGAGAAUAUGUUGAAGGAUCAAAGCAUAGUUAUUUCUUCACGUACCGUGGCUUGUAUAUAACUAUUAUAUAAAAAGCUCGUACAUUUGGUGUUGAUGUUACUGUUCCGAUUUGUCAGCAUUUGCUAAGCUGGAAUAAAGCUCUGUUUGCCUGAAGGCAAUCACUAGUAAUAGAGUUGUGCAGUUAUUUCUAACAAGGGGAAAAACAUGAGAGUUGCAAUAAAUAUAAUGAUCAAUGAAUUUACAUAAUCAUAUUUAAUUUCCUUCCUACUUCCGUUUUUCCAUGCUUAUCUGCUGAAGCAAAACCUGAAUGGUAUUGUCAGUUCUACCUGCUGAC
This is a messenger RNA of Grus americana (Whooping crane), 1606 nucleotides long. It is a transcript of the gene CAPNS2, whose product is annotated as calpain small subunit 2. Gene Ontology annotation, molecular function: calcium ion binding. The coding region runs from base 165 to 1034 and encodes 289 amino acids. The record is from RefSeq and is a predicted model, not a curated record. The transcript has a single exon. NCBI's taxonomy places the organism in Eukaryota, Metazoa, Chordata, Aves, Gruiformes, Gruidae.